GUUCAUCAACAAAUUAAUUUUAUUUGUCUCGUUGGUUUUUUUACCAAAUGCAGAAAGAUUUAUUAAAAGAUUACAAACUAUUUUUUUCUUUUAACCGAGGCGAGCCAAAUAAUAGUCAAUCUCCCGAAGAUUGUGUAGCUUCUGGUGAAAAUGGAUGGCAUGAUGUUCCAUGCACAUUUGAGUAUGUUAUUGUUUGUCAGAAAACUAAAGAAGGCAUAGCAGACGAGGAUAAAAGAGUAACCAUUUCAUGUGAUGUGAAAUACACAGCGGGUAUUACAAAACUGUUCUGGACAAGAUCAGUAAAUGGUACCAGUAUGAUCGUUUCUGAGUACGCAACAGGUGGGAACGUAACAUCUCCUAGUCUAAACUUUGAACAAAUAAAAUGGACAGACGAGGGAUUAUAUAAAUGUCAUGUGGCAUACAUUUCCGGACUGAUACAAAAAGAUGAAAAGGUUCUCUUUAUAAAUGCAACAAAUAUGUGUCCAUGUGGAUGUAAAUAUCGGAGAAAACUGGAACAUUGGGGCUCAAAGAUAGUUCAAAAUAAAACCCGGGAGGAAUUGCUAAAGGGACUGGAAUCAGAACUACAAAAUAUUCAAAAGGAACUAGCAGUAAAUAAAACACAGCUGUCUUCAAGCAUCCGCAGGCGAUCAUCUGCUCCUGAUAAACGGAAAUCUUCCAAGACGAUGGGAUUAGCCGGAGCUGCUUUUAUUUGUAUAGUCGUUGGACUAGUUGUACUCGUAGAUUUUCUCAGUUUCGAUCAGUUCGUAAAGUCGACGAAUACCUUUUGGAAUACCAAGAAAAUAGGAGAAAAGACAAAGAAAAAGAGCAAAAUGAGAAAUAUAUUUGAUAUUAACAAUAGGAAACCUCACACUUCUGCAUAAGAGUAAAA
Molecule: messenger RNA, 889 nt
Organism: Mytilus trossulus (common blue mussel)
Lineage: Eukaryota; Metazoa; Mollusca; Bivalvia; Mytilida; Mytilidae
Exons: 3
Coding region: 48-881 (277 amino acids)
Source: RefSeq, a predicted model, not a curated record